UGUCUUCCGAUAACUUCUGAGAGCCUCCCAUUCUCAUUGCUCACUAUUAGCCUCCAUCCUCUUAUUUUUUUUCUCCUAUAAUAACAAAGUUCUUGACCGUUGUCGCUUCCUCCCCGAUAAAAAGAAAAGGUAACGGGAACCAAAAACAGGGAAGGCCAGAUCUCGACCGUCCAGUUGCGAUCAAUGGCAAGAGUUGCAUCCAGCUGUGCUGCCAUCCUCGCACAAAGGAGAGGCCUCUCUGCGGCGAUGACGGUCGCCGAGGAGUCCGUGAAGAGGGUGGAGGAGAAGGCUGUGAAGCUGGGCACGGUGGCUAAGGACAUCGCCAGCGCAAUGGCGACCACGACGGAGGAGAAGACGGCGUUCUGGGAGCCGGACCCCGAGACCGGGUACUAUCGGCCGGUGACCGGCACCAAGGAGGUGGACGCCGCCGACCUGCGCGCCGAGAUGCUCAAGCAGAGGAUGUUGCAGGACUGAAGCAACAAUCCCUAGUGCCUUUUGGUUUUGGUGCAGGCACGGUCUGUCCCUGAAGAUUACCCGGAGAAGAUGGCUGCCGAUUAUAUUGGCCAUCGUUAGGGACCCAUUUGGGAGGAAUCUCGUGUAAUUGAUUGAUGUAGGAACUAAUCUGGCUCUUGCUCGAUUGCUGGGUUCAAAACCUGCCUUGCUACACUUCACAAGAUCUCAAAAGCUAUGAUUCAGAGGUACAUCAUAUAUAUGUUGGGAAUUAUGAGACCAUUUG
Panicum virgatum (switchgrass) is the source of this 736-nucleotide messenger RNA. Its product is annotated as protein SENESCENCE-ASSOCIATED GENE 21, mitochondrial-like. The record is from RefSeq and is a predicted model, not a curated record. The transcript is spliced from 2 exons. NCBI's taxonomy places the organism in Eukaryota, Viridiplantae, Streptophyta, Magnoliopsida, Poales, Poaceae. The coding region runs from base 184 to 474 and encodes 96 amino acids. Gene Ontology annotation, biological process: response to stress. Gene Ontology annotation, cellular component: mitochondrion.